AUCCAUUUCUUCAACCUAUUCUUCUCAGCUUUUCCUUUCCUCCUCUCCCUCCCUCUAACUUUUCCGUCUCUCUCCUUUUCUGCAAUUCCUUGUUUUCUCUCGGCUUUUCUGAUAGUACCACUCCUUCCUUCUUUUCCAGCCAUCCUUUUCAGACCAUUAUUUGAUUACGUCUUCGCCUUUCUCUCGAUCUCUGUCUCCCACCCACAUCCUCCAUUUCAGUUAAUUCUUCUUCCUUUUCCAUUCUCUCUGCUUGUCCCCGCGGAGUAUUUAGAAAUGAAGAAGGUUGUGCUCAAGUUAGAUCUGCAUGAUGACAAGGCAAAGCAGAAGGCCCUGAAAACAGUCUCAACACUUUCAGGGAUAGAUGCAAUCUCCAUGGAAAUGAAGGAUAGGACGCUAACAGUGAUAGGAACAGUGGAUCCUGUUCAUGUGGUUAGCAAAUUACGCAAAUACUGGCAGACGGAUAUAGUUUCAGUAGGACCGGCAAAGGAGCCUGAGAAGAAAGAAGAACCAAAGAAGGAGGAAGAUGCAAAGAAGGAGGAGCCCAAGAAAGAAGAAGACAAGCCAGAGGAAGAACAGAAAAAAGAAGAGAAGAAGGAAGAGAAGGAGGAGAAGAAAGAAGAAGAGAAAAAGAAAGAGCCAGUUCCAGACCCGAUUUUAGAGCUGGUCAGGGCUUACAGGGCCUAUAAUCCCCAGAUGACAACAUAUUACUAUGUCCAAAGCAUGGAAGAGAAUCCCAAUGCUUGUACAAUUUGUUGAUGAUUAAUUAUCAAGCUGUCCAAGCAUGAGGGAAAGAAAUCAUGCAUGUAGUAGGCCAAAGCCAAGAAUAUAGGUACUCUUGUGUAUAUAAUAUGGUGAUGCUUCGGUUGAGUUGUUUUUGAGACAAUAUUGGUAAUGUGUAGAGCAAAAUGAAUAAGAUUUUUUGGGGGAUUCCUUUUUUGGAACAUAAAUGUAAUUCAUACUCUUUCCCUGUAACAGUUAAUUGAAUUCAUAACCACUUGCUAGUUAGUCCGGCAA
Molecule: messenger RNA, 1014 nt
Organism: Neltuma alba
Lineage: Eukaryota; Viridiplantae; Streptophyta; Magnoliopsida; Fabales; Fabaceae
Product: heavy metal-associated isoprenylated plant protein 39
Exons: 3
Coding region: 274-756 (160 amino acids)
Molecular function (GO): metal ion binding
Source: RefSeq, a predicted model, not a curated record